AUGCGAGUCGCCACAACGGCUUCUCGAGCCUGUUCCGCUUCGUCCAGCCGGCUGCCCUCGCUAUCGUCAUGCACUCAGAUACGACCCAAGAGCAGAGGUAAAGGUUGCUCAGGUGCGGCGGUAUCGCCCUUCACCUCAUCUGCCGCUACACUUUCACCUCAGCCCCCAGCUGUUUCCAGCAAUGCUAUCCUGUCCAGCACCUCGGAUCUCGGUCGUCACUUCUACCUCAACACUGCGUUGGACUUUUGGGCUUCGAAGAAGACGCAGAAUCUCACGCUCCGUCAGCUGCUCUUCUUUGGACGCUCGCUCGGCCGGGAUCCCGACAAGAUCCUCAAAUCUGCGAAUUUUGUGCGAGAAGAGCUGCCGGUGCGGAUCGCUCAGCGGAUCAGAGAUAUGCAGAACUUGCCCUUUGUGGUCAUGACUAAUGCUCACUUGGGCGAGGUGUAUCACCUGUACUGGAAAGCCUUUGAUCGUUUCAGGAAGUUUCCGGUGAUACGCAGUCACGAGGAGAACGAGACAUAUGUGAAGCUAUUGAAGGAGCUUCUCGACGAACACCUGACAGUCAUUCCUUCUCUUGCUCUCGGCGUCGUCGAGGUGUCCGAGCACAUCCCGGCAGAACAGCUAGAGAGCUUCAUGCAAAGGAUGUUGAAGAGUCGAAUCAGCAGGAGAGUUCUCGCGGAGCAGCACAUUGCCCUCACAGAGGCUCUUGACGAUCCGUUCGCUUUUUUCUCUACCGACGAGAAUCCGGGGCCAUCCAAUCAACCAGAGCAUAUUGGCAUCAUUCACACUCACCUCUCGGUCCAGUCGAUCGUCAGAGAGUCGAUCGACCUUCUCACUCGGAUCUUCGCCAAAGACGCUAACAUGACGCCUGAGGAAGCCCUUCAAACAAAAGCCGUGCCGCAUAUGAUCGUUGAUGGCGAUCUCGAGGCGACUAUCUCUUACAUACCCGAGCACCUCUCUUUCAUCGUCUUUGAACUGAUCAAGGAUGCGAUGAGGGCGGUAAUGCGCUUCAAGCCCGAAGAGCGCGACGAUAUCCCGCUUCGAGCUACCAUCGUCGAAGGUCCGCCUGAGGACGACUUGAUCAUCCGAGUCUCUGACUGCGGAGGCGGCGUAUCUGAUCUGGUCUCAAGACUAGCAUCGUACCCCAAGCCGACGACGAACGGGGGGCCAGGGGAGUCCCUGGCACGACAGCAGCAGCCGAGCCCGCUGGAGGAUCAGCCUGCGACGGCUACCAUGCCCUCCACGAGCUUCAAUAAGAACACAGCAAUUGCUUUCUCGGCGUCCACCUCCUCUCCCCUUUCCGCAGAAGGCGCCAUCUAUCGGUCGCAGACGCCAAGCGAUUACCCAGUACCGGGAGGGCCGGCCUCAAGUCCUACUUCCACCCUCACCGAUGUCUUGUGCUCCUUCAGCCACGUGCGGCGGAGACUCGAGCUGGAAGCAGAGGCACGACAUGCAGAGGAGGAAGCACGACGGAAAACUAGUACUGAGACCACGACGGAUCCGACUGCAGCCUCGCCUUCCGAACCCACCUCUGCGGCCUCUUCUCCACCUACUAGCUCCUCCAUUUUACUAGGAGCCUCAGCCCAAGCAGGUUUGGGGUCGCGCUCCAAGCUCGAACAUCUCAAGAGGAUCGGCCGCUUCAAGGGCACUGUGGGAGAGCAGAUCGACGCUGCUGUUCCUUCCUCUUCCCGAUCUCAGUCUGCAGGCUCCGGCGCCGCCGCUGCCGACAACUCUCUCAAGACAUCACUCUCUUCCACUUCCCUUGGUAUGGCCGACACUGGGCUAGGAUUGCCGAUGGCGAGGGUGUAUGCUGAAUUCUUUGGAGGUAGUCUGCAAUUUAGGAGCUUGGACGGACAUGGACAGGAUGUGUAUAUUAGAGUGCCGAAGCUGGGGAUGGUUCGAGAGGGUACGGGCGGAAUUGGAUUAUAG
Molecule: messenger RNA, 1929 nt
Organism: Microstroma glucosiphilum
Lineage: Eukaryota; Fungi; Basidiomycota; Exobasidiomycetes; Microstromatales; Microstromataceae
Exons: 4
Coding region: 1-1929 (642 amino acids)
Biological process (GO): regulation of glucose metabolic process; protein phosphorylation
Cellular component (GO): mitochondrion
Molecular function (GO): pyruvate dehydrogenase (acetyl-transferring) kinase activity
Source: RefSeq, a predicted model, not a curated record